ACGAAGUCAGAUCAGUUUUCAUUCGAGCGUAGUUGGUUGUCGAAAGGAAUUCAAUUCCACGAUUUGUUCAUCCAACGGUUGCGUGAUUUUUAUUUAGACGCAUUAUUUUCAUCAGCAGUUUGAUUAUUAUGAAUCUUUGAAACCAAUUUUUUCUAUUUCUGUGUUUUUCUUUUUUAAUUUGAAAACGAUCGUUUUUUCUAACGAAUCCUCCUCAUAAUCAGCCUGAUGUCCUCAUCAUUAAACAUGUUUGAAAGAAUAAUUGAAAGCAUAGGCAGCAUUUCCAUCACUUCGCUCGAAGCAAUCUCACACCUACAUGUUGGACAAAUAUUACUCAAAGGUUUUGAUCGAUGCUUGGGAGUCAUUGAAAAUACAACCCAGUGGAGUCUUCCUUACCAUGAAAUAUCUCCAGAAGAAAAUGGGAAAUCCUUCAAUGAGAUCAAACUUGUGAGACCUCUUCCGUGGAUAUUUUUCCUUCCAAGUCUACUCAUCCUUCGAGGCUUCAGACUUGUAUGGAACAUUGGUGCAUGCAUCCUUGGUUAUCCUGAAAUCCAACCGAGUGAUAUCGUAAGAUGUUUACAAAGAGUUCGACAACGUUUACGAGCAAUUCGACUGAAUGCAGGAAAGAAAAUAAGGAAGACUAGACCUGCAGUAAGGGACACAAAUUUAAGGAUAAAUGAUGCUAAGAGAAGCCUGAUGAAGUCAAUUCAACUCACUCUGUCCAGUUUAUCCUGUUUUGAUGCAUCGAAGGUAAAAUCAUCACCAUCCCCAACCAGAGUUCGUGUGUAUACUAAUAAUAUCUCAAUCACUCCUGAUGAAAAAUCAGCAACAGAAUCAACUGCUGGAGCUCAACAAUUCGAUAUGAAACGCAAACAUACUAUCAUUAGCUCCGAUGAAUCUGAUGAAUCUGAUCGAGAACCUUUCUACACCAAAAUGGAACGGUAUGCUGUUUUGAAUAGCUCUGAGGAUGAAGAUUUUAACCCAGCAGAAUACAGCUCAAGCUCCACCGAAUCAGAAGAUGAAAAAGUAAACACUAAUGAACUCAUUGCUGAAUUAAAAGAGUUAGCAGAAACUGAUGAUAAUUAUGAAAUUCUAAAAUCGUUCGGUGCAAAAUUUAUCCGAGCUACAGAGGUUGAAAAACAAAAGGUAUUCGCAGAACUUCAAUCUCUUUUUUUGAGUAAAACUGCCAAUUUACAAAGUGACGCUGAUGUAAAUGGUGAAGCGCCAUUACAACUACCAGACUCUUUUGAGUUCUUUUCUCCAAGAAAUGAUGUAAGUGUAGGAGUUGAUAAUGCUUUCUAUUCACCAUUGAGUAGUUCAAGUCCUGAACCAGAAGAUAAUGACGUUGUAGGACCAGUUAUUGAAGAUCAAAAAAAUGAAUCAAAUAAUGUAACUGACGAAAAAAAGUCUACACCACGAAAGCUAUUGUCAGAGAAUGGCCAUAAAGAGGAGAAUGUGAACAAUCCUGAGGUGAAUUUAGAAGUUGGAGAAAAGAAUGCUAAUUCUUUGGACGUAGUUACUGAGAAUUCGAAUGUAAUGUCUGCUGGAAAGAACAAACAGAAUUAUUAUAGAGGAAAACGCCACUGGAACCGUAAAAAGAAAUAAGACAACUUUUUUAAUUAUUUCAUUUCCUUCAUAACUUUUUUUUUUGUUAAAAACUUAUUUUCACUCAUACAAUCUACAAUGAUUAUUCAUUCAUUAUAUUAUUUAAUCCAAUUAUCAUUUAUUUAAAUUAUAACUUCCUAGAAAAUAAGUGAGAUAUUAUCGUUAAUUACUGCACGUAGU
Molecule: messenger RNA, 1782 nt
Organism: Chelonus insularis
Lineage: Eukaryota; Metazoa; Arthropoda; Insecta; Hymenoptera; Braconidae
Gene: Jabba
Product: jabba
Exons: 10
Coding region: 226-1602 (458 amino acids)
Source: RefSeq, a predicted model, not a curated record